AUGUAUCUUUUUAGAGGCGACGUGGCAAGCUUUUUCACAUCACCGAACUGUGUGGCUCCAAAGCAUUCGAAACUUUCAAAUGCAAAAGAACAAGCGGUGAGAUGCACACAGAGCUCCCUCUCAAUGGCGAGCACCACUUCUUCUACACUCGGAUUGCCCAAACUCCACUUCCCACAAUCAUUCACGUACAAAAUUUCAUCUUCGUCGUCGAGUAUCCCCAGGAAAACUCGGGUUCCUUCCAUUUCUUCGAAACCAAGCAGAAUAAUAUCAAUCUGUUCGUGUUUAACAGACAGUUCUUCAAUCGAAGCAGUGGAAGCAAUCAGCCCCAAAGUUCAAGUCGAAACAUGCACCUGGAAUUGGAAAGGCUAUUCGAUUCGAUACCAGUACGCCGGAAACAGUGGCCCUGCAUUGGUUUUAGUUCAUGGAUUCGGAGCAAACAGCGAUCAUUGGCGCAAAAACAUCCCUGUUCUUGCAGAAUCAAAUAGAGUAUUCUCAAUCGAUCUUAUUGGCUAUGAAAUAGUUAAAGAUCAAGCAUUCUUUAUCUGCAAUUCAAUCGGAGGACUUGUUGGUCUUCAAGCAGCAGUUUCAGAUCCAAGCAUCUGUAAAGGCAUUGUUCUUCUAAAUAUAUCUCUUCGUAUGCUUCAUAUAACAAAACAACCAUGGUUUGGGAGACCCCUGAUCAGAUCUUUCCAGAACUUACUGAGGAAUACCCCUGUUGGAAAAUUCUUCUUUCAAACUGUCGCAACACGAGAAUCUGUUAAGAAUAUUCUUUGUCAGUGUUAUCAUGAUACUUCCCAAGUGACUGAAGAACUGGUGGACACAAUCCUUCUUCCAGGGCUUGAGCCUGGUGCUGCUGACGUGUUCCUUGAAUUUAUUUGUUAUUCAGAUGGCCCACUUCCCGAAGAACUACUGCCUCUAGUAAAGUGUCCGGUGUUGGUGGCAUGGGGGGAUAAAGAUCCUUGGGAACCCGUUGAACUCGGAAAAGCUUAUGGACAGUUUGACACUGUUGAAGAUUUUGUUGUACUUCCUGACGUUGGUCAUUGCCCUCAGGAUGAAGCGCCUCAUUUGGUGAACCCGUUGGUCGAGUCUUUUAUUGCACGCCAUGCAAUAAUGAAAAGUUAGUUUUUGUUAAUUGACAAAUGAAACAUUACCAUUUUGUUGUUUUAUUUAAAGGUUCAAAAUUUAAGUCAAUGGGG
This is a messenger RNA of Lactuca saligna, 1196 nucleotides long. The record is from the annotation of a GenBank genome assembly. NCBI's taxonomy places the organism in Eukaryota, Viridiplantae, Streptophyta, Magnoliopsida, Asterales, Asteraceae.